GCGCUUCUCCGCUUCUCGAGUCUUCAACGUCCGAGGGCUAAAAAAUGAGACCUUCUAAGGCAUCGCCGAACGGUAUCACUCGCCGACCGACGCUUCUGCGUCUGGUCUGUGCGGCUGUGAUCUUCUCUCUUCUCGUCUUCGCCAUCCAAUCUUCUCUCUUCACAGGUGACCAGAAAUCAGAUCUCAACAGAGAAGAAAUCCGGAUUUUAUCUGAUUUCCAGUCCAGUGUUCAACAAUGCGUGGCAAACAGAGGUCUUGGACUGACUGCACACAUUAUUGACCAGUGCAAACUGAUUCUGAAGUUCCCAGAAGGCACUAAUAGCACCUGGUAUAAUGCGCAAUUCAAAAUUUAUGAGCCAUUGGAGUACACUUAUGACAUAUGUGAUGCAAUUUUGUUGUGGGAACAGUAUCGUAACAUGACCACAGUGUUGACUAGAGAAUAUCUAGAUGCGCGGCCAGAUGGGUGGUUAGAGUACGCAGCAAAAAGGAUUGCUCAGUUGGGAGCUGACAGGUGCUACAAUCGAACUCUUUGUGAGGAGCACCUAAAUUUGAUUCUACCAGCAAAGCCCCCUUUCCAUCCACGGCAGUUCCGUACUUGUGCAGUUGUUGGAAACUCUGGAGAUCUCUUGAAGACAGAGUUUGGUGCGGAAAUUGAUGGUCAUGAUGCUGUUAUACGGGACAAUGAGGCCCCUGUUAAUCAGAAAUAUGCCAAGUAUGUUGGUCUGAAACGGGAUUUCCGCCUUGUAGUACGGGGAGCUGCUCGUAACAUGGUUAAAAUUCUCAAUGGAUCAUCGGAUGAGGUGCUUAUAAUCAAAAGUGUGACUCACAGGGACUUUAAUGCAAUGAUAAAGAGUAUCCCAAAUCCUGUUUAUCUUUUCCAAGGGAUAGUGCUUCGCAGAGGUGCCAAAGGAACUGGAAUGAAGUCUAUUGAACUAGCACUUUCAAUGUGUGACAUUGUUAACAUUUAUGGUUUUACAGUUGAUCCUGGAUACACUGAAUGGACACGGUAUUUCUCUACGCCUAGGAAGGGGCACAAUCCACUACAAGGAAGGGCUUAUUACCAGUUACUCGAGUGCCUUGGUGUUAUUCGUAUACACUCUCCCAUGAGAUCCCAGAGGAAGCAAGACUGGUUAGAUGUGCCAAGUCGAGAAAUGGUUAGCAGAGCUCAUGCGGCUGCAUUGCACUUAAAAAGGGGACAAGCCGGUGGAAUGGGGCAGUUCGGUAGUUGUAAGGUGUGGGGAAAUGUGGUCUCUGACAGAGUUGGGCCCAUCUCAGGGUCUUCAGAUAUGAGUGAUGUCAGAAAGAAUUCAAACUAUCACAAGUGGGAAAAAAUGCCUUUUGGGAGUCUAAGAGAGGAAGCUCGAGAUCACUACAUGCAAAUGGAAGGUGUUUCCCUUUACAAAAUGGAUGGCAAUAAAUUGGAUGAUCUGGUCUGUGUGAAGCAUUCCUUAAAGACCGAGGAAUAAAAGAUUUGUGUCUGUGCUCAUUGUAUUCUUGCACUUUGGCUGGAUCGAGCAUUGCCAAUCUAUUGCGGAUUCUCGGCGAGAGGGUCUUCUGGACAGAGGUAUUGGAAUUCUUUUACCAGAAUUUUUUCCUCACAUUUUCCUGGCGGAUAGAAAACUCAUAACUGGCUGUUGCACAGCCCCCCCAAGGAAACUCCUCAGCAACAGUGGCACGAUGAACUUCUAUCAAUCCAAAAGAUCAAGAAUUUGUCUGAAAUUUUAUUCAUAAAGAUACUUCUUGCAUUGUCAAAAUUCUUCGAGGGGUUCAUUGAAAUACGGGAAACGUGACCAGAGUUGGAGUUGUAUUUAUUUCAUUGUUAAAAUAUUUAUACUGUUAUGGGGUGGGUUGCUAGGGCUGCUAGUUUUCAGACUUGGCUGUAGAACAUCGUAGUGGUUAUUUAAGUUCUAAUUUUUAUUGAUUUACAUUAUUCUUGUCA
Molecule: messenger RNA, 1939 nt
Organism: Tripterygium wilfordii
Lineage: Eukaryota; Viridiplantae; Streptophyta; Magnoliopsida; Celastrales; Celastraceae
Product: sialyltransferase-like protein 1
Exons: 11
Coding region: 45-1466 (473 amino acids)
Biological process (GO): pollen germination; pollen tube growth
Molecular function (GO): sialyltransferase activity
Source: RefSeq, a predicted model, not a curated record